GGGACAGAAACUUUCUCCCUCCUUACAAAAACCAUCCGCAGUCAGUCUGUCACACAGACCAUACGCCCGUCAAGUCUACGGACCGUCAACGUCAGCCAGGCGGAUUUGGUGCGCACACCUCGGCUUGGAUAUACAGGGACCCACCGAUGGAAUUCGGUGUUAUCGAUUUUUUUAAUCAACUCACACAUUUUUCAUUAGAGAAGGUGUGAAUUCCACGUACCCAGGAUUCAGAAAUGUAUUUUCUUCAAGAGAAUAUAUUUUCAAUUGGAUUAAUCAAGGAGAAAUUAAAGUUGAAUAGGUUAAACUAACAAAAGAGGAUACGAAUUCAUCAUUACGCAAUUUGGCAAGUUGUCUUUGGAUAAAGCCUUGCUGAUUUAAUCAGUGUGAACUGAAAGGAAAUAAAGUCCUUUCCCAAAAAUAAAAAUGCAUUUUGGAGUCCAUCACAUCCAGCUCACACUGCUAUUGUCUGCAGCCGUAGCAUCGGUCCAGGUCCCAGAGCCCUACCUCAGCCUGUCUAAUGAGAGAACUUCGAUUGAGAGGACGUAUGAGCUGACCAAGUACCUGGAGCAUCAGCUGAGAGAGAUAAAGGACACCUAUCUAUCCUACCUGGGCCCUCCUUUCAGUGAUCCAGACUUCUCCCCUCCACGGCCCAACAGCACGACCCUGUCCCUGCCCAGCGCCGCCACCCGUCUGGAGUUGUGGCGGGGAUUGGAGAACCGUGCCAGGCUGACCCAGAACCAUAGGGCUUACUCUGUCUUGCUGGGAGCGGUGAGGGAGCUGGCCCGCUCCACCCUCUGUCCCUACCUCCAGAGCUCCCUGCUGCACUUCUCUACAGGCCUGGACAGUCUGUUGGGGUCUAUAUCAAGCCUCAUGAACACUCAGGGGUAUGCUCUGCCUCCUGCUGGGAUCGAGGCACAGUACCUGCAGAGAGACACAGGGGGCGACAGAGAGGCAAUGGGACGCAGACCAUCUCCACUGAUGAGUCAGGGUCUCUAUAAGGCAGGGGCGGAGGUGGGGCUAAUGAGGCAUCCUCUUGGUGAUCAGAGGGGUGCUGGGACCAUAAGAGGGGCAGUGAGAGGAGAAAAGGAGGAGAGCACCAGGAGAGAAAUUACAGGGAGAAAGAGGGAGAGAGAGAAAGAUAGAGGGAGGGGGAGGGAGGGUAGGAGAGCAGAGUUAACUAGGCCUGUGGUUAGGAGCGUGGGGUUGAGGCAGGAGGAAAGAGGGGAGCGCGGGAGGAAAGGGAGGAAGAGAGAGGCAGAAUAUUGGGAGGGGGCCACUGAAGACAGGGAAGAGGAGGAAGAGUUGGAGAGAAAGGGAGGGCAGGACAGAAGGGGGAGGAGGCUGCUGAGUGUUUCAGAGGAAGGAGAGAGAACAGUUAAGCAGGGUCCACUGGACUCUGACGCCAGAGUCACUCUGUCCUUUUCAGACAGACAAACCUUCCCCCAACAACAACUCCUAAACAACAAUAACAACAACAACAACCUCUACAGCUACAACUUCAACUAUCACCCCCAAAAUAAGGACAGAGCCGGGGGGGAUUCAGAAAACAGGGCGACAGAGGAGGAACAAUACAUCAUCCGAGAGUCUGCAUCCCUCCUCUCCUCCUCUUCAUCCUUCCAUCCCCAGCGCCGAUCCCCUCGCUCCUUAUUCUCCCCCUCUCUCCACCCCCCCCUCUCACCCCUCUCCCUCUUCUACCCGUUUGGCACAGGGCCAGGGGAGGGACACACCCUGUUGUCAGAACCAGUUCCCCUGUCAUUGAGGAGGGGUCCCUCCUUGCUGCCGCCCCCUCCCCUGCCACCUCUUCUGUCCUCCUCCCCUCUGCUGGCGGUGCAGCCGGCGCUGAACGACUUCUCCAGAAAGGUUGAGGGCUUCUGGGUACUGAGGGAACUGCAGAGCUGGCUGUGGCGCUCCGCCAAGGACUUCAACCGCCUCAAGAAGAGACUCCGAGUCUGACAGACUGAUAGAGGAGGGAGGACACACACACACACUCUCUCUCUCUC
Messenger RNA from Oncorhynchus gorbuscha (pink salmon), 2000 nucleotides. RefSeq names its product cardiotrophin-like cytokine factor 1 (gene clcf1). The record is from RefSeq and is a predicted model, not a curated record. NCBI's taxonomy places the organism in Eukaryota, Metazoa, Chordata, Actinopteri, Salmoniformes, Salmonidae. Bases 424 to 1953 code for a protein of 509 amino acids. The transcript has 3 exons.